Selaginella moellendorffii is the source of this 1612-nucleotide messenger RNA. RefSeq names its product ubiquinone biosynthesis monooxygenase COQ6, mitochondrial. Gene Ontology annotation, molecular function: oxidoreductase activity, acting on paired donors, with incorporation or reduction of molecular oxygen, NAD(P)H as one donor, and incorporation of one atom of oxygen; FAD binding; 2-octaprenyl-6-methoxyphenol hydroxylase activity. The coding region runs from base 30 to 1532 and encodes 500 amino acids. Gene Ontology annotation, cellular component: mitochondrion. The transcript is spliced from 9 exons. The record is from RefSeq and is a predicted model, not a curated record. Gene Ontology annotation, biological process: carotene biosynthetic process; ubiquinone biosynthetic process; xanthophyll biosynthetic process. NCBI's taxonomy places the organism in Eukaryota, Viridiplantae, Streptophyta, Lycopodiopsida, Selaginellales, Selaginellaceae.
UCCUGUUCUAGAGGGAAAAGAGUGGCGCCAUGUUGAGAAGAGGCGCUGCUAGGUUUCGAUCGGGAGCGCCGGCGAUCGCUGCCCGAGCGCUCCUUUCUCAGCGAUUCAGCGGCGCUUCCUUCUGUAGCUCCAGUGCUGCGAUCGAUCAAGGGACUGGAAGCUCCCAAUCAAGCAGCGAGCCCUAUGAUGUGGUGAUCGUCGGCGGGGGAAUGGUCGGAGCGGCUGUGGCUUGUGGCCUAGUGAGCUCUCCACUGACGAGAUCACUUAAGAUCGCUGUGAUCGAUGGAAGUCCUAUAUCGUUUGAUAAGGUGAAGAAGAGCGAUAUCCCAGACCCUCGCGUCAGCUCCAUCACUCCCGCGACUGUCUCUUUUUGCAAAGAUAUCGGUACAUGGGAUGAUUUGAAGUCGAAGGUGGCUCCAUUCGACUCAAUGCAGGUCUGGGAUUAUGCUGGCCUGGGUUAUACACGCUACAACGCAGCUGACGUUGAUGAGCCUGUUCUCGGAUAUGUUGUGGAAAAUGGCAUUCUCGUUUCCUCUCUUCGUGCGCGAUUACAGGGUUCAGACGUUGAUCUGUUAUGUCCAACGCAAGUUGAUUCUGUGAUCUUUCCACAUCGAGUAGGCGGUUUGCCGGAAGAAGAGGGAUCCAACUGGGCUCAUGUAAAUCUCAAAGAUGGCCGUUCGAUCGCAACGCGGCUUGUGGUUGGAGCUGAUGGUGGGAAGUCCAAGGUUCGGAAAAUGGCUGGCAUCAGUACGACUGGGUGGGAUUACAUGCAAGAGGGCCUGAUUUGUACAGUUCGAGUUGAUGAGCACCAUUCCACGGCAUGGCAACGAUUUCUACCGACGGGUCCGCUGGCCUUACUUCCAAUGAACGACGAUUUCAGCAACAUAGUUUGGUCUACAACUCCCGAGAAAGCAAAGGAGCUGAAGAGCCUACCCAGCGAAGACUUCGUGAACGCUGUCAACAAUGCUCUGACCAAGGACUUCUCUCCACCACCCAAGUCGGGAUUCGCAGAGGUUUUGACGAACAGGUUCCUGUCGCCGUAUUUUGGAAACUUAGCGCCGUCAGCCACAGAAGAGUUCCAGUUCCCGGUGAAGGUGAAAUCAGUGGAGACGGACAGGCUUUCGUUCCCGCUCUCGCUCUCUCACGCUCGAAGCUACGCUGCUCCCCGCGUGGUUCUCGUCGGUGAUGCGGCACACACCGUCCAUCCUCUUGCUGGACAGGGCGUCAACCUUGGAUUUGGAGACGCUGCUGCUCUUAUCAAAGUCUUGGAAAAGGGAGUGAGAUGUGGUCUUGACGUGGGAGAGAUCUCGCUUCUCAACGAGUACGAGAACACUCGCAAGUUUGCCAAUCUUCCCAUGAUGGCCGUGCUCGACGGCUUCCAGCGGAUUUUCUCCACCGACUCGGGCCCCGUGAACGCUCUUCGAGCUGCGGGAUUUAACUUGGUGCAAUCCUUUGGUCCCUUGAAGAAGCUCGUCAUCUCGUCGGCUAUGAGCAACGGCUUUAGUGGGCUUCCCGGGCUUCUUCGCAUCUAGUAAACUUCUCAAUCCCAAGGACGCUCCUUUUUUUUCGUAUUUGGCGGCAUAUUCACUGAAUCUCCUUUCUCUUUUUUCUU